This is a messenger RNA of Tripterygium wilfordii, 926 nucleotides long. RefSeq names its product glutathione S-transferase DHAR2-like. The record is from RefSeq and is a predicted model, not a curated record. Gene Ontology annotation, biological process: ascorbate glutathione cycle; cellular oxidant detoxification; protein glutathionylation. Gene Ontology annotation, molecular function: glutathione dehydrogenase (ascorbate) activity. NCBI's taxonomy places the organism in Eukaryota, Viridiplantae, Streptophyta, Magnoliopsida, Celastrales, Celastraceae. The transcript is spliced from 6 exons. Bases 104 to 742 code for a protein of 212 amino acids.
AUAACUUAAGCUUCCAUUUCCACCACCUCUCACAUCACAUUUUUCCCAACUGCCACUAUAAUUAUAUAGAACCGUACUUUGUGUUCUUCGGCUCUUCCACGAUAUGGCUUUGGAAAUUUGUGUCAAGGCUGCUGCUGGUGCUCCCGAUGUUCUUGGAGACUGUCCAUUCUGUCAAAGGGUUCUCCUAACUCUAGAAGAGAAGAAAAUCCCUUACAAAAAGCACCUAGUUAAUCUCAGCGACAAGCCCCAAUGGUUCUUGGACAUAAGCCCCGAAGGGAAAGUGCCAGUACUGAAGGUUGAUGACAAAUGGGUGGCUGACUCUGAUGUCAUUGUUGGGAUUCUUGAGGAGAAGUAUCCUGAGCCUUCACUCAAAACUCCUCCUGAAUUUGCAUCUGUGGGAUCAAAGAUAUUUGGAGCAUUUAUAAAGUUGUUGAAGAGUAAGGAUCCAAGUGAUGGGUCGGAGCAGGCUUUAGUGGAUGAAUUGAAGGCAUUGGAUGAACAUCUGAAGGCACAUGGUCCAUUUAUUGCUGGAGAAAAUAUCACUUCAGCAGAUUUGAGCUUGGGACCAAAGCUGUACCACCUUGAGAUUGCUCUUGGGCAUUUCAAGAAGUGGAGUAUUCCUGAAAGCCCUACCCAUGUCCACAACUACAUUGAGUUGAUCUUCUCUUGGGAAUCUUUUGUGAAAACCAAGGCUGCAAAAGAGGAUGUCGUUGCAGGUUGGGCACCAAAGUUCAAUGCAUGAAUCAACUCCAAGUUGUGAGUGUUCAGAACAUGUAGUUAUGAAAUUUGAGCGACAUGCUUACGAUACACAUAGACCUACGUCGAUACUGCUGGUUCUGCUGUGUAAUAAGUUAACUAUCUAGUAGUAAAUUGCAGUGCUUCAUAUUAUUAUUAUCAAGGGUAUGUCUAUUACUUUGAAGUUUCUA